AAUUUAUUAUUUUCUUGACAGUUCUCAACAAAAUUUGCCGUCAAUUAAUUCUCAACAAAAUUCUAAUAGUAAAAUAAAAAAUAAAAAUGAAAUAAAAAGUGAAGAACCUAAAAGAAGAAGAAACUUGCUAAUUAAUAAUAAAAUGAACAAAUUAAAUAAAAAUUCUGAUUUUUAUUCAUCAACAGAAUAUGUUAAACAUAAUAAUAAUAAUUUUAAUUCUGGUUUUUCUCUUCAAAAUGCAAUUUCAAUGUCAGAAUCAUUUCCUCCUUUAUUUAAUAAUUAUUUUAAUACUUCUUUGGAAACUUUAAAUUUUUCUUCAAAUUUUAAAGAAAAUUGUUGCCCUGUUUCUAGUCGAACUAAUGAUUUUAAAAUUUGUAAUAAUAUUCCAAUACAGAGGCAGAGAACUAAAAGUUUGGAUAAUGGAACUUGCUUUUCACUUGCUACAAGUCUCCACAAUAACAGAAAAAAUCCAAUUAGACAAAUAACCAAUUCAACAAAUAUAUUAACAUCCUCAACAACAUCCAUUCUAACCAAAACACGUGCAAUUAGCGAAAAAAGAGAAUUUAUAGAAAAUACAAAAAUUAAUUUAUUUAAUUAUCCACGUUUAGAACAAGCAAAACAAUUUAUUAAGCGUUUUUAUAAUUCAACUACAAAUUUAAAAUUGAAGAAGAAAAAAAGAAAAGAAAAAAUUAAUGAACAAAAAUUAAGAAUGUAUGGGUCUGCUGUUGGUCCUUUUUUUGAAUUUAGGUGUGGAGGUAUUUUUUUACAACGGAGGGUUUAG
This is a messenger RNA of Meloidogyne enterolobii, 781 nucleotides long. Lineage: Eukaryota; Metazoa; Nematoda; Chromadorea; Rhabditida; Meloidogynidae. The record is from the annotation of a GenBank genome assembly.